GGGCUGGUGACUCCUAUGAGCAGGCGCUCGCGCUGCUCGCCCGCCGCCAGCUCGGCGCUGAGGGGACUGGUCGGCUCGGCUUUCCUCUGCCUGGCCCGGGCCAUGAGCCUGUGCCGAGCCCCGCCGAGCUGCGAGGCGGGGCCCUCGGACGCCGGCUCCUCCCCCGCCCGCCUGAGCCCCCCUUGGCUGCGGCUGCCGCAGGUGCCGGGCGCCGACCCCGGCAGAGCCAACGACCUGUUGCUGCUGCUGCCGCCGGAGCAGCCGCAGCCGCCUCGGCAUCAUGUCGUCUAUUUCCCGGGGGACGUGCAGAACUAUCGUGACGUUAUGGCCUGCCAUCCAGAAAACUUUCAAUGGGAGUGCUGGAGUUUAGAAAAUAUUGCUACUAUACUCGCUCGUCGAUUCCCUAAUAGUUAUGUUUGGGUUGUAAAAUGUUCCCGUAUGCAUCUGCACAAAUUCAGCUGCUAUGAUAAUUUUGUGGCAAGCAAUUUGUUUGGAGCACCAGAACACGGCAGUAACUUUGGAGCUUUCACACACCUUCAUGCGUUGCUAGUUAAUGUAUUCAGUAUCACCCAGAACAUUUUGCUGUCCCAAAAGAGUAUGUAUAGUUUCAACACGGAUGAAACAAUAGCUGUUUGUAAGUCAAAAUCUGUUCCUACUACAAAUGGCUGUCCAGCAUCAGAGAGAGAGAGAAAUUGGGAACAUUUUGAUAAUUCUGCUAUGAGUUUUGGUACACCAUCUGCUAUAGGUGAAACAUCAUUUACUUUGAUUGGCUUCAGUAAAGGGUGUGUGGUUUUGAACCAGCUGCUUUAUGAGUUAAAAGAAGCUAAAAAGGACAAGAACACAGAUGCCUUUAUAAAAAAUAUAAGAGCAUUUUACUGGCUGGAUGGUGGUCACUCUGGAGGAAGCAAUACUUGGGUUACUGACCCUGAAGUGUUAAAAGAAUUUGCAGAGACAGGGAUUGCAGUUCAUGCUCAUGUUACACCUUACCAAGUGUUUGAUACCAUGAGGUCAUGGAUUGGGAAGGAGCACAAGAAAUUUUUGCAGAUUCUUGAAGAAUUUGGUGUGCAAGUAAAUAAAUUGCUUCAUUUUGCAGAUGAAGUCCCUUCUUUAGAUAACCACUUCAGAGUUCAUGAAGUAUUUUGAGACUUUGAAUACACAUCUGUGUACUGUUCUUUGCAAAAGCACUUUUGACAUUAUAAGUCUUGUAAGGUUGACUUACAAUUUGUUGCGCGCUGACAGUCUCUAAAGAGAGUACUAGAUCCAUUAUAACGUGUUAAUCUGUAUAUAUAUAUAUAAAUUCAUGUAGUUUAAGAAGGGGCUUGGCAAAAAGAGCCUAGAUGUUUUUGCUGAUAUUCCUAUAGCAAGAGAGAUUGUAUGACUCUUGGGGAAAAAGUAACAACUGUCCAUAAAUAGAUGUAUUUUUUAACGUAACAGAUGGACAUUUUUGUGUAAAAUGUUUGUAUUUUCUCUGAAACUGAUUUCUGUGGCCAAAAUUUUCAACCCUGCUGCCUGAAGUUAGGCUCCUACAUCAUAUAUUGCUGUCAGUAGGAGUUGUAGAUGCUCAGGACCUCUGAAUGUCAGGCCACUUUUAGUGGGAAACCUAAUUUUGACCUCUGCCAGUAGAAGACAAGAAUCUUUUAAGCUUUUUGGCAUAAAGGAAAAGAUGAUAGCUGGAACAGUCUUAGUUAUAUACUUCAGUGCAAACUGUACUAUCUGGAUAGUUUAAAUCUAGUUCUGUAACUUUCCCUAAAUGAAGCAAAAGUACAAAUGACAUUUACUUUUGGAAUAAUGGUGCCAAUCUAUUCUUCCUAAUAGCCACAGAAAGGGCAUGGUGCUUAUGACAGUUCCAUUAACUAAUUGCUAACCAUCUGCCAUUGCGUAGCCUUUCAUUUGGGAACUAGAGAAUAUUAAACAUGUAGGUAUAACUUUUUAAAUGACCAAGAAUGCUCGUUAGUGUUUAAUUUAUGGUUGUUUCAACAUUCCCUUGAGGCUUGACUAACUUUUACAACUCUCAUGCUUUGACUAUAACAGUUACCUGUGAGGUGUGUCAGUCCGUUUGUAUCUGAAGUUUGGGCCCUUUUUGAAAUCUGUAACAAAUUGCUGAUCAUCUAAAUCAAGCCAUGAAAUAUACUGCAAGUUAUAUGGUAAAUUCUAGAACAUGUUCUUAAUUUCACAAAGAGUUUUGAAAGAUCAGUUUGUAGAACCUUGAACGUUUGUUAGUAUAUUGCACACACACACAAGAGCUCUACAGCUUUAUUUUCAGAAGCAUAAUUUUCUAUGCAAUUUUUUUCUGACCAAAGUGCAAAACUCGAUAAGUACAAAGGAUGCUGUCAGCUAGUUUAGGCACGAAAGUUGAAUGUAUUUCAAAACUGCUACAAGAUAGGUGAGGGAUAGAAUCUGUUGCCUUACAAGUCUUUUUCAUAUUUAUCCAAGUGAUAAAUGAAUCUUGGCUUAGAAAAUCAUAACCCUAAAGAUAGCCACAGCUGUUGAUGAACCCAUGGUUGUUUGAAAAAAUAUUUGUCUGGAAGUACGUAAAACAAUUGUUACAGCAACCCUUGGUUGUAAAGAUGGAGCUACCAAAAAUUAGUGUGAGUCUACUUUGAAAAGAGAAUGUAUAAAUUGCACCAUGCUCAACUUGUUCCUUACUUGGGAUUAUAUCUGCUUGCUUAGCGACAGUUUUUACUUUUUCCUCCUUUUAGCUCUACAGUGCUGACAGAGAGAGCUGGAUUCUUUUUUCCUCAUGCAUAAUCACACAAUUGUUUAAUUCCACUCAGCUACCCCUUUGUAAGAACACUGGAGGUUAAAUGGAUGUCACAAACAGAAUUUGGCAUGUACACAUCUUACUGAUGGUGGUGGUAUGCAAGAAUGAAAAAUCCAAGCUAGACUCUAGAGAAAUCUUUUUUACUUGUCAACUUAGCGCAAUUGAUAUGGAAGCAAGUGAAAAACAUUGCACACUAAAUACCAUGUUUUACAGAGUCACUUUUCAGAGUAAAACAACCCAUUGAGAUUAAAUCUACUUCGACAGGCUUAAAUGUUUGCUCAUGA
Molecule: messenger RNA, 3045 nt
Organism: Gopherus flavomarginatus (Mexican gopher tortoise)
Lineage: Eukaryota; Metazoa; Chordata; Testudines; Testudinidae
Gene: C10H2orf69
Product: chromosome 10 C2orf69 homolog
Exons: 2
Coding region: 16-1143 (375 amino acids)
Cellular component (GO): mitochondrion
Source: RefSeq, a predicted model, not a curated record